Schistocerca cancellata (South American locust) is the source of this 1275-nucleotide messenger RNA. Its product is annotated as piRNA biogenesis protein EXD1-like. The transcript is spliced from 8 exons. Gene Ontology annotation, molecular function: 3'-5' exonuclease activity; nucleic acid binding. The record is from RefSeq and is a predicted model, not a curated record. NCBI's taxonomy places the organism in Eukaryota, Metazoa, Arthropoda, Insecta, Orthoptera, Acrididae. The coding region runs from base 77 to 1222 and encodes 381 amino acids. Gene Ontology annotation, biological process: nucleobase-containing compound metabolic process.
GUUUUCUUGUGGGAGCCAUUGUUGUGAAGACUAUAUUGUUGAGUUUGUUCAUGCAGAAGAUUUGAUCAAUUUCAAGAUGGAUGGUUUUGUGAAAGGCCAAGUUCUCUUGGUAAAGACGAAGGAAGGAAAUCUUCGUGGGUGUUUUCAUUCAAUAUCAGAUGAUUGUUCCAUAUUGACAUUAACUGAUGUGAAGUGGCUGCCAAUGGAGGACCCAGUGGAUGGGUUGUUUCACAUUAAUUGUUUCGAGCUCCUGUCUAUUCGUCUAUUGGAACCAGGAAAUAAUGCAGCAUCAAGCAAAGAGAAUAAAUCGGUCUGCAACUUUAAACUAAUGAGACAUGUUCCACCACCUACUCAUCCUGGACGUGAUGUUGGAAAUGUAACUGAAUGUGAUGUCGUUCCUAAUUACAACCCAUUUUUACUCAGUGGAAAUCCUUCUUGGGGGAAGUCUUUAAAGAAGCUUGAUGAUACAAUCAGGAGACUAUGUGUUGUAACAGAGAAGUACAUUUUUGUGGAUGAUGCUGAAACAUUCGAAGCUGUGGUGGAGCAUCUUGAAAUGGAAACAAUAAUAGCUUUGGAAUUUGAAGGUGUUACUUUUGGUGUCUGGAGAAAAAUUAGGCUAAUAAACAUAGCAACAUGGCAAAGAACCUUCCUUCUUGAUCUGCGAGCUCUUGAUACUGUGUUAUUUAUCAAGAAAAUGAAGGGAAUUUUAGAAUCAGAAUACAUAUUAAAGGUGAUUCACAAUUGCCGGCUUAUUUCAGCAAUUCUUCUUCAGGAUUAUAGCAUAAUGCUAAAGAAUGUAUUCGACACACAGGUAGCUGAUCUCUGCGUUGCACUUAAUAAGUACCAGGAACUACCUCUCUUUGUCCGAAGUCUACCUGAUUGUCUUAAUCUUUACUUGGAUUUACCUGAAGUGCUUAUUCAUCGACCAUAUGUGCGAGAUGGCUACAUUGAUACGGAUCUCUCUUCUUGGAUGAACCGACCACUCCACCUUGCGCUUCAGCAGGAGGCUGUGAAAAAUGGAGUGUUCUUACUUUUACUUCAUGAUAAACACAAGGUUCUAGGUGAUGAAACUUUCAAACAUGGAUGUAAUAUUUAUCUCAGCAUUGGACAUAAGAUGAAGAAAAGUGAAAUUGCUGCUUAUCUGCCAAAAAUAUUCAUGGUGCCUUCUGAUAUGCUGGAAGUGAUGCAUAUGGUUCGUGGUGGUUCUGGAUAUUAUGUAUGAGCAACAAGAUACCAAAGACAUACAAAAUAGAAAUCAAUAACUUGUCUCAAUCA